AUGGCGGACAUGAGAGGAAGUGGUGUUAUAUGUGAUGAGAGGUGUGGUUGUCCUUCGCCUUGCCCUGGCGGAGUUCAAUGCAGGUGCAAAAGCGGGGGUAUGCAGACCAGCGGUGGUGCAACGGAGGAGCACAAGAAAUGUUCAUGUGGCCAACAUUGUGGAUGCAACCCGUGCACUUGCUCGAAAGCCACGGCGUCAUCCGGUGGCGUAGGGAAGGCCUUUUGCAAGUGUGAUGAUGGUUGUGCAUGUGUCACUUGUUCAUCUUAGCAAAAUUCUAUAUCAUCAUCCAAGUCAUUGAAUCACAACCUUUGCUACACAAACCCAUAUAUAUCACUAAUUACUGUC
This is a messenger RNA of Erigeron canadensis, 345 nucleotides long. RefSeq names its product metallothionein-like protein 4B. Lineage: Eukaryota; Viridiplantae; Streptophyta; Magnoliopsida; Asterales; Asteraceae. The record is from RefSeq and is a predicted model, not a curated record. Bases 1 to 267 code for a protein of 88 amino acids. The transcript has 2 exons. Gene Ontology annotation, molecular function: zinc ion binding.